Closterium sp. NIES-67 is the source of this 2505-nucleotide messenger RNA. The record is from the annotation of a GenBank genome assembly. NCBI's taxonomy places the organism in Eukaryota, Viridiplantae, Streptophyta, Zygnematophyceae, Desmidiales, Closteriaceae.
UGCGAACACGAGGAGCAAUAAGCUGGUGGUAGUGUUCAGAUAGCCUAUUCGUCGAGAGCUCACGCCAUGGCGAAUCACACACAUUUCCGCCACAUUCACCAUCGACGCGUCUUAUUUCCUCUCCUCUCGCUCCUCCAUCUGCUAGUUGUUCUUGUUACCCCGCAUUCGCCGAUUUCGCGUGCAUUCGCCGCGACCCAAGAUACGUUAUCGAGGCAGGCCAAGGGCAGCGGCUACGCGCAGAGUCUCGGAAAAGGGAUCUUUCCUGGAAGCUCCGAAUCGGGCAAUGGCGACCCGAGACUGCUUCAAGAGAGCCAAUGGGCGACGGACAGCGGCGUGUUACAGGUGGCGCGCUGCCAGCCGUCCACGCUGGCGGGGUACACCCACUCCGCUCAGCUCUCCACCAGAGGCCUCCUCCUCCACUGGACCGUACACCCUGCCACGUCAUCAGUCCUCAUGGCGCUGGAAGGCCAGCUGGGCAGCGGCGCGGACUCCGGCUGGCUUGCGAUUGGCUGGUCGUGGGACGGGCGAAUGGCAGGCAGCGACGCCGUGCUGGCGAAUGUGGAAAACGGGGCGAAUGUGGGCGGGGGAGGGCUGAGGGCGCCAGGGCCUCUCGUGGCGGUGCAUAUAGCGGGGUACUCUGUAGCGAGGAUGCAGCAGAUGGAGCACGGGCUGUCGAUCAGCAAGAACUGGAGCGUCUCUGUGAAUGCCAGGGGGUCGACUAUUGUGACUUUCUCUCGCACGUCAGGAGACGUCGCCUCGGUGCCUUUAGCUCUGGAUGCGUCCAACGUCAUCAUCUGGGCGCACUCCCCCAACAGCUCUCACACGCCUCUCUACCAUGGGCCACACCGUGGUGCAUUGCUCCUCGACUACUCCUGCGCCUCCCCCCCUCGCCGGCCCCCAAUUGCCCCUCCAGCUCUACGCGGCAUGGCCUGUGACCCCUCUCCGUUGCCGGGAUAUACCUGCUCCCGGCAACUGAGAGGCAACGACUUCGUCCUGCACUGGCGGGUGAACAAGGCGUCCAUAGCCGUGGCAGCCGAAGCCGCCACCACUGGCUGGGUUGCCAUCGGGUGGUCCCGGCUCGGCAAAAUGGCGGGCAGCGAUGCAGCCAUAGGGAACCUGCCGUACGGGGAAACGGGCAUGGGCAUGCCCCCAGUAGGGGCGUUCUCCAUCGGGGGCUACAGCCGGGAGUCCAUCUCCCUGUCUGAGCUGUUUGAGACCCGCAAGAGCAGCGUGGCGACAGUCAACGGAAGGACUCUGAUCUGGUUUCAGCGCUUGUUUGAAGCGGGCCUCAACCCCAUGCAUGAGAAUGGGUUGGCCAACAUCAUCUGGGCUUACUCUGGGGAUGGGUCACAAACCCUAUCAGACCACAUGGGCAACAAGGGCACCACUGCCAUUGACAUCAUCACAGGGGACUCUAAGCAUUCCUCUCUCUCCUCCCCUCCUUCCUCCUCAUCCUCCUCCUCCUCCUCCUCUCCCUCCUCCUCCUCCCCUACUUCCUCUUCACCCACCACCUCGACACCUCCCCCACCUCCUCCUCCCCCUCCUCCUCCUCCCCCUCCUCUUCCUCUGCCCUCAUCGCUCACGCUGUCUUCCUCUCCCUCGCCUUCUUCCUCCUCAUACCGUCCGCAAUCAUCAUCGCUCGUCUCUUCCUCGCCGCCCGGCCCCCUCACUCCCCUUCCUCCCCCAACCCCCCACCUCCCACUACUCCUCUCACUCUGCUGACUCCGAUACUGGGACUUAUGGGUCGGCCGAUCCCUCCUCUUCCUCCUCCGCUCCCGCUCCUCCUCCUGACUCCUCCCCUCCUCUCUCCCCCCCUCUCUCCCCAACCACCAGCGCCUCCCUCCUACAACCCCACCCCUUCCUCCCCACUCUCCCCCUCCUCCCCCACCUCAAAUCCCACGCCUUCACCUACCACCAGUAUCUCAACCUCGCUGCCCUUUUCUCCUGCCUGCUCGGCUGCACAAUCGCGUUCGCAGCCGUCGGAUCGCCGGGGCUCAGCCACACGCAUGGUCAGAUGGGCCUCGUGGUGCUCCUGCUGGUGAUUCUGCAGCCGGGUUUAGGGUUUCUGCGGCCAGAAAAGAGGGCUUCUAGCAGGGCGUCUUGGCUGUUCGCCCACUGGCUGCUGGGGCUGGCAGUAAUAGGCAUGGGGUGGGCCAAUGCGUUCUCUGGCUUGAAGCUCUACAGCAGCAUCUUCAACUCCUCUGUCAUGGCUUGGACCAUUCUAUUUGGUAUUGCUGCAGCUGUUUCCGCUACAGCAUAUUUCCUUAUUGCAAUGAUGCAGUUCACACAGGGGCACUCAUCUCGAGCGCUCAGCUACCAAAUAGAGCUGUAGGGCGCAUUGUAGCUAAUUUGAAUUCUGUCAGCAUGUCAUCACAUGCAGUUACGAACUGCAUACCUAAAUGCUGCCUACUAAUGAAUUCCACAUGAUAAUAUACAACUGCAUACCUAAAUGCGUGCCGUAUGUGACUGUGAUACGUAGUGUAGUUGUGCAAACGAAUGACACAA